This is a messenger RNA of Microsporum canis CBS 113480, 540 nucleotides long. RefSeq names its product mitochondrial 37S ribosomal protein RSM18. Gene Ontology annotation, molecular function: small ribosomal subunit rRNA binding; structural constituent of ribosome. The record is from RefSeq and is a predicted model, not a curated record. Lineage: Eukaryota; Fungi; Ascomycota; Eurotiomycetes; Onygenales; Arthrodermataceae. The transcript is spliced from 3 exons. Gene Ontology annotation, biological process: mitochondrial translation. The coding region runs from base 1 to 540 and encodes 179 amino acids. Gene Ontology annotation, cellular component: mitochondrial small ribosomal subunit; ribosome.
AUGGCUACGAAAUUGACCUCCUGUCGCCCGCUUCUCUGUCAAGCCACAGGGCUCACCCCCUUGGUAUCCUGCCGCUACAACUCAGGCUUUGGAGGAAUCACCUUGAGCCCAGCGACAGACGCCAGGCUUCGAGGAAUCAGGCGGAGACAGGCUCGGAACGAAAAAUUCGAGGAAGAGAGAGCCCGGGAACAGAGAAUCAUCGACCUACAGAAGCAGCAGACUAGAAGCUGGCAAGCUGGCGAUGUAUACUCUCCGCGCGACCUGAGUCCGGCAGAGAUGAAGAAGUGGAGGAAGAGACAGAGCCCUUCAACUGAUAUCUUCGAUGCUCUGUCGCUGAACCCACUACACAUGUACAAGAAUUUCGCCGUGAUGUCCGAAUACGUGAGCGAGACGGGCCGCAUCAAGCCAGCGAGAGAAACAGGUCUACGACGGGUCAACCAGAGGAAACUGUCAAAAGCAAUCAGGAGAGCAGUGAGCAUGGGGCUGAUGCCCAGCGUCCACAGACACCCGGAGAUUCUCAUGCUGGAAAAGAAGUUGUGA